Molecule: messenger RNA, 1984 nt
Organism: Scomber scombrus (Atlantic mackerel)
Lineage: Eukaryota; Metazoa; Chordata; Actinopteri; Scombriformes; Scombridae
Gene: pex13
Product: peroxisomal biogenesis factor 13
Exons: 4
Coding region: 88-1383 (431 amino acids)
Biological process (GO): protein import into peroxisome matrix, docking
Cellular component (GO): peroxisome; peroxisomal importomer complex; peroxisomal membrane
Molecular function (GO): protein binding
Source: RefSeq, a predicted model, not a curated record
GAAGGCAGCAGGAGUAGUAACGAGUUCCAGGAGCAGCUCUGGAUAGCUUCCGCAUUAUUUUUCACACUUUUUGGUGAAACAUUUGCGAUGGAUUCACAUCCUCCUCCUAAACCGUGGGAGCGGCGGAUACCAGGAUCAAUGAGCGCACCUGUGAACUUCAGGUCUACAGACUUUGCACCAUCUGCCUCCUCCUCUAUGUCCACCGGCCCCCCUGUCCUGACCAGGAUGGCCCCCCCAGUGCCUCCUCGUCCCGUCCAGCAGUCCUACCGUCCGUCCUACGGCUCUGUAACCUCCUCAUACAGCCCCUAUGGGAGCUCCAUCUACGGAGGUUACAGCCCCUACAGCUACGGGGGUGCUUACGGGGGUGCCUACGGGGGCGCCUACGGUGGUGGCUAUGGUGGUGCCCACGGUCUCGGAGGGUACGGCCGAUUACCCCAAACAGAAGACGUCGCCCCGAGCAGGUUUGUGCAGCAGGCAGAGGAGAGCAGCCGCGGUGCCUUCCAGUCCAUCGAGAGCAUCGUCCAAGCCUUUGCUUCAGUCAGCAUGAUGCUUGACGCCACCUUCUCAGCCGUGUAUAACAGUUUUCGAGCCGUGCUUGACGUGGCCAACCACCUGACUAGGCUGCGAGCGCACCUCACCCGGGUUCUGUCAGCGUUUGCGUUGGUGCGCACCCUGAGGUACCUCUACAGACGGUUACAGAGGCUGCUGGGGCGGAGGUCAGACGCUGAGGUGGAUGACUUGUGGGCAGACAGCGCCAACGACGCCCUGGCUACGAGUGCUUCCAGAGGGCAGGGAGCAGGGUUUGAGGAUCCCACCAUUAAGUCCUGGCCCAUCAUCCUGUUUUUCGCUGUAGUGCUGGGUGGACCCUACCUAAUCUGGAAACUGCUGAGCUCUAGCCCUGCAUCUGAGGAAAGCGCCACUAACUGGGCCAACGGGGAUGAUGACCAUGUUGUGGCGAGAGCAGAGUACGACUUUGCAGCUUCAACCGAGGAAGAGAUUUCCCUGCGUGCUGGAGACAUGCUCAACCUGGCUCCUAAAGAGCAACAGCCCAGGGUCCGCGGCUGGCUGAUGGCCAGCGUGGACGGUCACACCUCAGGACUCGUCCCGGCCAACUACGUGAAGGUCCUCGGCAAGAGGAGAGGCCGUAAACACGCAGAGAUGGAGAGGCUCACUGAACUACGGCAAGAGAACUUGCCGACCACCCAGCCCCCCUCGGCUGCACCCGCACAGCCCAACAAAACCCCAGGCUUAACUCCAGGAGCCUCCGCCGCUGCUUCCUCAGAGCAGCUGCUGGAGUCUAUGUACAGAGAAACACCAGCUUCAGCCAGCUUCAGUUUGCCCUCCAGUACAGUGUUAAACAUCCCAGAUAAGAUAGACCUGUGAUGUUUGUGUACAUCUCUGUAUGCAAAGUCUGUGUGUGUUUGAAAUGUUUAACUCUGAAGCUCCACUAAUAAACAGCUGACUGUAGAUAUUUAAGGGAACACCAAGGACCUCUUCAAGAAUCGAUCAAAGUAGUUCCCAUAUUUAUAUAAAAUAAUUCAGUCUUCAAACACACUUUUGACCUUAGUGGUUUAGAAAGUGAUCUAUUUAGAAGCAGCAUGUUUCAGUCUUUACAUUUCUGUAGUCAGAGAGCUGGUAAUAUGGUGCACCACUGUUCUUAAGAUCACGUCUGAUACCAGAUGUAACUUUUAAAAUCGCUCGGCAACAAGGAUUAGUUCAUGUUAAAGUGAAUGAAUGGCACUGAUGUCAUCUGUAUACUGAAAGCAACAAAGCCAGAGUAUGUUGUUUCAUAAUGUCAUUAAUUAUGUAAGCUUGUAUUUGGACGGUAAGCUGCUUGGUCCUCUGUGUGUUUUUUUCUUGACAAUGGUUCAUUCAGAACGAGAGCUGGCUGAUUUUGCACAUUUUCAAUGGUUCAUUAGUUACGCAAAGUAAUUUUGUAAAUAUUUAAUAUAAUUAUUUUGAAAAUAAAUAUUUUCAAAAAUCA